Molecule: messenger RNA, 2753 nt
Organism: Stegodyphus dumicola
Lineage: Eukaryota; Metazoa; Arthropoda; Arachnida; Araneae; Eresidae
Molecular function (GO): protein binding
Source: RefSeq, a predicted model, not a curated record
AUCGUUCAGCUUCAUCAGAUCCACUUCCUGUCACGGAGCGAGUGCUGGGUUGUUGUCACAAUGGAAGAUGGCAAGGAACGAUAGGGGAAGUCCAGCGGAGUUUGGGACGAAAUGAAAGAAAAGCAAUAAUAACAAUCAUAAAAAAAAAAAAAAAAAAAAAAAAGAAUCUAACGAGAUCGAGACUAUUACCCGUAACCUGCGUUUGCAAGGUCGCGUGUCAUGAUUUUCCACCCCCCUCCCUGCAUCUUUUAUCUCCAAAGUGUCCCCGCCCUCCAGACACGCAGCAGCAGUUUCGGAACGUGGCGGCAUCCGGACAGAUAAGACUGUCAUCUACUGUCAUGAAACCAACAUUUUCUUCUAUCUCGGAAUGGGUAUGGAUCAAGCUUAUUUUUGCAUACUACUGGGCCUUUUUCUAUGGAUAUGCAACCAGACAAUGGUAUCAGCUCGCUGUCCGAAGUCUUGUACCUGCGCUCUCAAAUCCGGAAAGAAAAGCGUAUUCUGCUCGGCUGGCGGACUCACUCUCAUCCCCGUCUCCGAAAUGGAUGUCAACACGCACGAACUUAUCGUCACGGCACCGCCUGACAACCCUAACAACAUAACCAUCGGACGUAUCUUCCUCAAAUUCACAAAUCUUGAGACUGUGCGCAUUACGUACUCGGGCCUGCCGGCUAUUGGUGACAGUUCUUUCUGGCCAGGCAGGCGUAUGCAUAUCAUCGACCUCAGCAACAAUGCCAUCAGCUUUCUUCGUGAGUCGGAUUUCAAUGGCCUGAAGAAUCUUCAGGAAUUAGAUUUGAGUGACAAUCAGAUAUUCGCCACGCCAUCUGCGCCAUUUCGUCAUCUCAUCAAUCUUAAGAAAUUAUCUCUGGCAAGGAACAGAUUGCAGACUUUAGUUCCGAGAUUCUUUUAUCUCUUGACCUAUUUGGAAGAACUAGACCUGAGUGGUAAUGCAUUGGAACAAAUUGAACCAGAGAUCUUACAGGACGUGAAAGAAUUGAAAGUGUUAAAAUUGGCAAGCUGCAGACUAACGCACCUGCAUCCUAUCAUAUACCAGCAACUUCCCCAUCUGGAACACUUAGAUCUGAGAGAUAACCUUAUUGCUUCACUUGCACCAGCAGAAUUCCGACACCUAUCACGUUUAACCAUUCUUAAUCUUGAUGGUAACCUGCUUUCGGGAAUACCGGAGGGUACCUUCCAUGGGCACAAGAUGCGUCUGUUGAGUAUCUCAAGAAAUAAUUUAUCUUCUCUUUCUGACUAUUCAUUUACCAAUACUUCCGUGAGGGAAUUAGAUAUAUCCCACAAUAGAUUAGAAUAUGUUCUAAAGGAAACUUUUGAACCACUAUCCGAAUCUCUAGAAUUUCUAAAUAUCAGUUUUAAUGAUGUUGGCAAUCAAGCCUUUUCUUCAAUAGUGACGCCACUCAAAAACCUGUUGUCACUUCAAGCAUCAAAUAUCUUAAUAACCAAUUUAACCCCAGGCAUUUUCUCUCACAACGUGAAUAUGAAAUCCCUCAAUUUGUCUAGAAACAGUCUUUCAGAACUAUCUUCAGAAUUCCUGAUACCACUGGAAAACCUCGAAGAAUUGGAUCUGACCUACAAUUUGUUAGCAACUGUAUCCAGAGACUUUCUUGAAGGCCUCACAAACAUAACUUCCAUCAAAACACUUUUAUUGUAUGGCAAUCCCUUUGAUUGCUCUAGUUGCUUGAUUGAACAUCUUCUUCAGUGGAUGAAUGAAUCUGAAUUGAUGAUGCAUAAUUGUUCCGAAGAUACUUGCUUACGCUGUCUAUAUCCUCAAGACAGAAUGGGACAAUUUAUACACACUAUCUCUCCUAAAGAACUAUUUUGCCACAGUGGUGUCUAUGAUCGUCAUUAUCUGGUUUACACGUCUCAGGUGGGGCUAAUUGUAGCCGUGUCUAUUAUAGUGGUCAUAGCAUGUAUCAUACUGGUCAUCAUCAUCAUCUACCGCCGCCACAUCGCUCAUUAUUACACUCAUGAAGAAGAAAGAAGAGCAUGGAAAGGCAUAUAUGAAAAUCCAGCUCUAGCUCCUUCCGGAGGCGUUCACUACAGCGACGACAAACCCACAUUUAUUUCGACACCAGACAAAGUGGAUGAGAACAUCGAUGAUUUUCGUCGACCUUCGAGUAUAAUGCGCUGAUCAAUCAGUUAAAGAAAAUGGUAAGAAAGGUAAAUCAUUAUCGCAGAAAUUAUUCUACGAAACUUCUAAGAGAAGGCUACUUUGAUAAAAUGCCGUGGCUGCAGCAAUCAUGGCCGAAAAAUCUAUUCGCGCAAGGCGAACGUGAAGAAGUAAUUUUUCUCGCUAAUAAGGCGGAAUUUCAUCUUUUUGAAUCCUUUUUUAAUUGUCUUCACUGCCAGUGUUAUUUAUCCUGUUUUAUAAAUUUUCAGCUUUACUGAGUUCAUUAAAAGCAAUUUGUGGUAUAUAAGUAUUUUUCAGUUAUAAUCUUUUCUCUCAAAUAUACUUUAUUUAAAUAUCUUCAACUACUUAGCCAUGUUUCCCUGUGAUUAGAAGCAUUUUACUUCUUUGGUGUUUAAUAUUAGGAAGUUUGAAAAGAGUAGAAAUAAAUAGAUUUUUGGAGUAUUAAGAUCAUAUUAAGUGCAAUAACUAUUUAAGUAAUUUAGAUUUAUUCUGAGAAAGCUAAACUUUUACCAUGGAUGGAGAAUAUUUUCCGAGGAGAGCAGCUGUAUAUAUUUUUGCUACAUUGCAGUUUGUUCCAAAAUAAAAAAAGUGUACAUUUUAUGUA